Caenorhabditis sp. 36 PRJEB53466 is the source of this 2452-nucleotide messenger RNA. The record is from the annotation of a GenBank genome assembly. NCBI's taxonomy places the organism in Eukaryota, Metazoa, Nematoda, Chromadorea, Rhabditida, Rhabditidae.
AUGAGUGGAUUUAAUCAACGUGAACCUCUUCAAGAAUGCUCUUCGAGUGAGAGACAGAACAGGACUAGAGGAGGUAGAGACAACGAUGAGCGUUCGUUGAAUAACGAACAACCUGCCGGUAAAUAACUGCGACUCCUCGACUUUUUGUUUCCGCAUCCUAUUAGUCCCACGUUUGUUUCAGUAUUCCGCACUCCUCAGGGCGGAAAUGGUCAUCAGCCACAGCGUCUUAACGAACAUCAUUCCUUCCAAUAUCCACGACUUACCAUGCUUUCCGAUGAGUACCACUACAAUCCGACGUAUACUCCCGUGCCGAUUAGUGAGUUUUCAUUCCUUUUGUUCUAGUACUGUAAACAUAACAAAUUUUAGCGUACCAAAACAGGAUUCCCAAUGGAAAUGGUAUUCAACAUGGUGAUGGUACAAACAAUGGAUAUCGAGAGUUGCAUGGUGAGUUCUAAGUAGGUACUUUCUUCCCUAGGUUGGUUGGUAACCGAGCAAAAAGACUGGGAACAAAAAAAGUGUAACGUCAAUUUCUAUAAGUUUUCAUGAAACUUUCAUUCAGGAGACCACAACCAGCAUGGAAUCGUAAACCUGACGAACUUUGUGGACAGAGAGCUUCGAGGUAAGCACUCGAGUAUUGAUGUUUUUCAGUGCUUUUUUUCUAUGUAUAACACUUUUUGCAGAGACCACUAAUUCUGAAUGGUGUUUCUCUACUUCUCUUCCGUCUCUUCCCAUCUCGAAUGGUCGUUACGAAGAUUAUCAACCACAAGUGGUAAAUUCGAAAGUAAAUCAGCAAGAGAAACAAGAAGAGAGGUACAGAGAUACAAAUACAUUUUAAAUUGACUUAAAGUUUGUUCUGCAGACAAGCGGAAGUGCUGGUGGACAAUCCCGUGUGCAAUGUGCGCAUCUCGACCUGGGAGUGCGUCGAAGGGGAUUUGCAAGAUUGCAUCCAAGAGUGCGGAUUCGGAUAUCCGACGCCGAUUCAGUGCGCGGCAAUUCCGCACAUCUGCCACAGAUGUGACGUCAUGGUGCAUGCGCCGGCGGGAGAAGGAAAGACGAUCGGUGCACUAAUUGCUAUUCUCCAACGCGUGAAGAAGUACAAAGAAAAUGUGAACUUCCAAAACGUUGCCAUCAAUCCGAUCGCUCUGAUCCUGCUGCCAACAAAUGAGCUUGCUCAACACACCUUCGACCAGCUCCGGUCUCUGUCCCGGAUGAUGGCCAUCACCUCUCACAUCGAGACCGGCGAGGACUCGGAAGCCACGUUAGAUACUAUCUUCAACAAUUGCGAUAUUCUCGUCGGGACGUGUGAGAGAAUACUGGAACUGAUGAACAGAGAGCUUCUCGUGUUCGAUCAUCUCGACGUGUUGAUGAUCGAUAGCGCAAGCUUGAUGUUUCCCCGGUAUGGAAGGGAGGAGCCGACGAUCAAGCAAAUCACGGGCUCCUACAAGUUUCUAAAGGCUUUCGAUGGAGUACAAGUGAUCAUCAUCACAAGAAGAAUUUUCAAAAAACUGACCAAAUUUGCCGACAAGAUCAUGAAGCCGAUGAAAGGAGAAAUCCAUGCUAUGUAUGUGCAUUAUGGAAUACGAGAAGAAAUUCCAAGAGUGUCAUUCGAUCACCCCCUUUGGUCACAUUCUGGGGGCGAGAUGAACAAGAUGGAAACGUUCGCGAACACUCUGGACAUCUGUAAGUUGACUUCAAUUCAAUAAAUGGCGAAAACAGAAUUUCCUUUCAGACGAUAUGAACAAGUUUUAUCUCGGAGAACUCGAGCAAGCGAUCGUCUUCACCAACUCGGAGAUGAAGAUGUUAGAACUUCAGAACUAUCUGCAAUUCUCCACAACGGUCGUCGUGGUCAGGUUAGAAAUAUAUAUGUGCUGCUUUCUUAAUCAUAUUCCUGUUUUUAGUGAAUUGAAUUCGAUGAACCAGAACAAAGAAAUAAUACGGUUAUUCGAAGAAGGAACGUAUCGGAUCAUCAUUACAACAGACAAAGCCUCGGUAGGCGUGGAGAUGCCGGUUGCUCCGAAAGUUGUCCACUUCGAUCUGCCAGACGGCAAUGCAGUCGUAGCCAUGGAAACAUUUAAAUGGAGAUGCAAAUUCGCAAAGAAAGAAGUUUCAACGAUCACUAGUCGUUACGGAAAAGAAGAAACCGUUAAUUAUCGGCUCGUCUUCUUCAUUUGUAAAUGGAUUGAAUCGGAACCGUACGAACAGUUACCAACUCCGGAAGCUAUCACAAAGAGACUUAAAUGUAUGCAACAGCGGGCAGUGACAUGUGUGAAAAUGACAAAGCUGGCCUUAGGUUUGUUUACCUCCAUUGAACUUUUCAAACACAUGUGUUUCAGAAAAAGCACGAACCGCAGAAAUCCGACGCCUCGAAGCCGAUAUGCCAGAGGAAGAACGUGAGUGUGAAGUGAGAGUUAUACGUCUGACUGAUAUCAUAAUUUUAGAAGAAUGGGAGUGA